AUGUCGCUGUGGCUGGAUCGCUGUAUAACCGGAUAUUUCCAGCUUUUUGGCCUGGUUUGCGGAUGGAGUGGCAGUCGUUUGGGCCGUCUUCUGGCCAGCAGCUUCCUGAUGCUAAUACUUAUUAUACUGCUCGGCCAAAUAGUGUGCUACUUUAGGGAGGAACAGUCGGAUGGCGAUUCAGUGUCCACGUUCUUUGUGAAAACCAUUCAGAGCGUCAAUGUGGCCUACAAUAUAAUCCACGCCUGGAUUACCUGGAUGGCUUUGGUUCAGUGUCAGCGGGUUCGUCGACUGCUGGAGCAACUGCCUCUGGUCCGGGCCACCUCCUUUAUGUACCGUCAUCUGUUCGUGGAACUCUUUCUGGUUGCUUGUGCCUUAGCCCUCGUUAGCUACGAGUACAAUAAAAAUGGCAUGUACUUGGAGCAUCUGCGAUAUGCCUUCAGUUUGCAGGCCGUACGUGCUCGCUAUUUGCAAAUGAUGCUGCUGGUGGAUCGCUUGGAUGGCCAGUUGCAGGAACUGCAUCACAGGGUGACUGCGGGCUGCAGGGAUUACAAAACCCUGCGAUCGCAGUACGCCCAUCUGGCCAAAGUGUCGCGUUCGUUGUCGCACAUCUAUGGCUUCUCGCUGCUCCUGCUGAAUGUCAUCUGCCUGGGCGACUGGAUCAUCGUCUGCAAUGUGUACUUCAUGGUCGAGUAUCUGCAGACGCUGCCCGCCACCUGGCUCGUCUUCGUCCAGGCCAUGUACGUGGUUAUACCCACGCUCGUCAAGAUCUCGGCCAUGUGCGCUGCCUGCCAUCGAUGUGUGGCCAAUUCCAAGCUAUUGCAGGAGCAACUAAAGGAUCGGCCAGGACAGACUCCUUUGGAAAGAAGUCAAAUCGAGGACUUUGCCCUGCAAAUCAUGCAAGAUCCCAUACAAUUCGAUGUCUGCGGCAUCUAUCACCUCAACCUGCAGACUCUGGCUGGGAUGUUCUUCUUUAUACUGGAAGCCCUCGUAAUAUUCCUGCAGUUCGUGUCAGUUGUCAGGCCGUAAAUUAUGGCGACUGGGCGAUAUAUCGGGGUCAGAGGUCAGCGGUGGAAACAUGCAACAUGAUUUGCUUGCCAAAAGACAAGAAAAAAAUGGAAAAAAAGGAAAAAACAGAGAAAUGCCUCAAUUUAACGUUGUUGUAUUUCUGCAUGCAGAAAAUGCUGAA
Molecule: messenger RNA, 1186 nt
Organism: Drosophila elegans
Lineage: Eukaryota; Metazoa; Arthropoda; Insecta; Diptera; Drosophilidae
Gene: Gr9a
Product: putative gustatory receptor 9a
Exons: 3
Coding region: 1-1026 (341 amino acids)
Biological process (GO): sensory perception of taste
Cellular component (GO): axon; neuronal cell body; membrane
Source: RefSeq, a predicted model, not a curated record